ACAGCAGUCAGUCGAAGCCCAACUGCAGACCCGGUCAGAAGUGUUUAAGGAAGUGAGACUAAAAGGCCAGAGUAGAAGUCUUGUACAUUUGAAAGCCAGCCAUCAUGCGAGUGCUAUCGCUUUCCUCAAUAACCUUGGUAGCACUCUGCCUGCUGGGUUUCCUUCGCUUCUCAGAGGCCGAGUGCUGCACCACAAUGGCCAAACUGGAGUUUAUGAUGAGCAAAGGAAACUGCGGAGCGGUUAAUGCCAAGAAGACUGCCCAGGGCUGCUCGGUAACCAUCUGUGGCGAUGGUAAAGCCUUGGUGGGUACCUACUGCGGACGUGGUCCCUGCAAUAUCUUUGGUUGCUACUGCGAAGGUGGCUGCCUGCAUGGGGACUAUGGCCAGAGCUUUCUGGCCAGAAACAAAAAAUUCCGCAUUACACUGAUGCACACCGAAAUGGUGGACCUUUCACCAGGAGCUUCGAUGUUCCAGACGCUUGCCAGUGUGAUUAUUAAUAAAAUCUUUUGAUUCCCUAUUAAAGGGUUUUUUUUUUCAAAAAAUAUAUCUAUCUGCUAUUAUCUGUAAA
This is a messenger RNA of Drosophila kikkawai, 567 nucleotides long. Its product is annotated as protein Diedel-like. The record is from RefSeq and is a predicted model, not a curated record. NCBI's taxonomy places the organism in Eukaryota, Metazoa, Arthropoda, Insecta, Diptera, Drosophilidae.